AUGGCGACCCGGCGCAUCAUAUCGCCGCGCUCACCGUUUGGUCUACCCUUCCGAGCUAUAAUAUCACGACCAUAUUCCUCAAACAGCGCCGCGCACCAUACUGUCCCGUUAGCAUUCGAUCACCAUAAGCCACCGAAGGGCGGCCAAGAUCAUAAAGAUUCGCCUAUAAUAUUUAUGCAUGGCUUGUUUGGGUCUAAGAAAAAUAACAGGAGCGUGAGCAAAGUCCUCGCUCGUGAUCUUAAGCGCCAUGUCUACACAGUGGACCUGCGCAACCACGGCGAAACCCCCCAUGCGCCGCGCCACGACUACCUCGCCAUGGCCGACGACGUUGCGGGCUUCAUCGCCGACCACGGCCUACGAGAUCCGACCCUAAUCGGGCAUUCCAUGGGCGCCAAAACUGCCAUGGCGCUCAGCCUAAAAGAGCCCUCCCUAAUCCGAGACAUCGUCUCGGUCGACAACGCACCAGUCGACGCCGUCCUCGCAACCUCCUUCGCGCACUACAUCCAGGGGAUGCGGCGGAUCGAAGAAGCCGGCGUAACGCGCCAAGCCGAGGCCGAUAAAAUCUUGCAGGAAUACGAGCCUGACCUGGCGAUCCGGCAUUUUCUGCUGGGGAAUCUGUCCCGCCCGCUUGCGGAAGACGGCACUGUAUCUCCGACGCAAAAGUUCCGCGUGCCGCUUGACGUUCUGGGCCGUUCACUGGGACACCUUGGGGACUUCCCGUUUAAGGACCCCGGGGAGAAGCGCUUCGAGAAGCCGGCGCUGUUUGUGCGCGGCUCGCGUAGUACGUAUGUGCCCGACGAAGUAAUCCCGCUUAUUGGGCAGUUUUUCCCGCGGUUUACAAUAGUUGAUAUCGACGCCGGUCACUGGGUUAUUUCUGAGAAGCCAGAGGAAUUUCUUCGAGCAGUCAUAGAGUUUCUCACACCAAAGGAGUGA
Molecule: messenger RNA, 933 nt
Organism: Daldinia childiae
Lineage: Eukaryota; Fungi; Ascomycota; Sordariomycetes; Xylariales; Hypoxylaceae
Product: Abhydrolase domain-containing protein C22H12.03
Exons: 5
Coding region: 1-933 (310 amino acids)
Cellular component (GO): mitochondrion
Source: RefSeq, a predicted model, not a curated record